AUGUCGGAAAGGAAAGCGACAUCCAGACCAAGACAUAGCGGCGGAGGUGCUGCCGGUGGUUCCGAUAGUGGUUCCUCAUCACGUAACGUUCAUCCUCAGGCGCCAGGUUAUCGCACCGUUUUCUGUAACGAUCGCGAAGCCAACUAUCUCGCCAAAUACCUGGGAAAUGCGGUAUCAACAACGAAGUACAACCUUGUUACUUUUCUCCCAAAGGGGCUGUAUGAACAGUUCAGGCGGGUGGCUAACCUCUACUUUCUUACAAUCUCAUGUUUAUCAUUUACACCUGUUAGUCCUGUUAGUCCAGUCACAAAUGUAAUCCCACUAAGCAUUGUGCUUUUUGUCUCUCUUGUUAAGGAGGCUUUUGAAGAUUGGAAGCGGCUUCAAAAUGAUAUGACAAUAAACAAUUCUCCUGUUGACUUGAUGCAAGACAAAACAUGGGAAUCUGUACCCUGGAGGUCGCUGGAGGUUGGGGAUAUUGUUAAAGUGAAGCAAGAUGGGUUCUUUCCAGCAGAUUUAUUACUCCUUGCAUCUACAAAUCCUGAUGGCAUUUGCUAUAUUGAAACUGCAAAUCUGGAUGGUGAAACAAAUCUUAAAAUCAGGAAAGCUAUGGAGAAGACAUGGGACUAUGUGACACAAGAGAAAGCCUCAGAAUUCAAAGGCCAAAUACAAUGUGAACAACCAAAUAAUUCACUUUAUACCUUCACUGGUAAUUUGAUAGUCCAAAAACAAACUCUACCCCUUGGUCCAAAUCAAAUUGUUUUGAGAGGAUGCAGUCUACGCAAUACAGAAUACAUUGUUGGGGUUGUAGUAUUUACUGGACACGAGACUAAGGUAAUGAUGAACACCAUGAAUGUCCCUUCAAAAAGGAGUACACUUGAGAAGAAACUUGACAAAGUAAUCGCUACUCUUUUUGGUGUUCUCCUAACUCUGUGUAUCAUUGGUGCUAUAGGAAGUGCAUUAUUUGUGGAUGUGAGGUAUUAUUACCUACAGCUUCAAGUUAAUGUGGAAUCUGAACAGUUUAAUCCAGGAAACAGACUUGUGGUGUUUGUUCUAAGCAUCUUUACACUGAUUACUCUCUAUUCACCAAUCAUUCCAAUUUCCCUUUAUGUUUCUGUUGAGAUGAUCAAGUUUAUUCAGUCAACUAAGUUCAUAAACAAUGACUUGCAUAUGUAUCAUGUUGAAACCAACACUCCUGCAUUAGCAAGAACAUCGAAUCUGAAUGAAGAACUUGGGCAAGUUGAGUAUGUUUUCUCUGAUAAAACUGGAACUUUAACAAGAAAUUUAAUGGAGUUCUUCAAGUGUUCUGUUGGUGGAGAAACUUAUGGAAGUGGUGUUAGUGAAAUUGAAAUGGGAGUAGCUAGACAGAAUGCUGCAGACAUUGAAGAGGUUCAAAGACCAUCAAGUGCAACACGUGAUAAGGGGUUUAAUUUUGAUGAUGCUAGACUUAUGUCUGGUGCUUGGAGGAAUGAGCCUAAUGCUGAGAUGUGUAGGGAAUUUUUCAGAUGCCUUGCUAUAUGUCAUACUGUACUCCCGGAAGGUGAAGAGACACCCGAUAAACUUAAAUAUCAAGCUGCAUCACCUGAUGAAGCUGCUUUAGUUACUGCUGCAAAAAACUUUGGCUUCUUUUUCUAUAGGCGUACGCCUACAAUGGUGUAUGUUCGUGAAUCAAAUGUUGAGAAAAUGGGAAAUGUUCAAGAUGUUUCAUAUGAAAUCCUUAAUGUUCUUGAGUUUAACAGUACUAGAAAGAGGCAAUCUGUUGUAUGUCGUUACAAAAACGGGAGGCUUGUGUUGUAUUGCAAAGGGGCUGAUACUGUAAUUUACGAAAGAUUAGGGGCUGGAAGCGAUGAAAUUAAACAAAUUACGAGGGUGCAUAUGGAACAAUAUGGAGAAGCUGGAUUGCGAACUCUUUGUCUGGCUUAUAAAGAAUUAAGUGAAGACGUUUAUGAAAGUUGGAAUGAAAAAUUUAUCAAUGCAAAAUCUGCAUUACGGGAUCGUGAGAAGAAAUUGGACGAGGUGGCGGAAUUGAUUGAGACGGAUCUUAAUUUAAUUGGAUGCACUGCUAUAGAAGACAAGCUUCAAGAAGGGGUACCAUCAUGUAUAGAAACUCUUGCUAAAGCUGGAAUAAAGAUUUGGGUGCUUACAGGGGACAAAUUAGAAACAGCAAUAAAUAUAGCUUAUGCUUGCAAGUUGAUCAACAAUGAGAUGAAACAGUUUAUUAUCAGUUCAGAAACUGAUGAGAUCAGAGAUGCUGAAAACAGAGGUGACCCAGUGGAGAUCGCUCAGCUUAUAAAAGAGACAGUUCAAAACGAGUUACAAAAAAUACCAUGA
Lactuca virosa is the source of this 2328-nucleotide messenger RNA. The record is from the annotation of a GenBank genome assembly. Lineage: Eukaryota; Viridiplantae; Streptophyta; Magnoliopsida; Asterales; Asteraceae.